Armigeres subalbatus is the source of this 765-nucleotide messenger RNA. It is a transcript of the gene Rpp20, whose product is annotated as ribonuclease P protein subunit p20. The record is from RefSeq and is a predicted model, not a curated record. Gene Ontology annotation, molecular function: nucleic acid binding. The transcript has 4 exons. The coding region runs from base 159 to 713 and encodes 184 amino acids. Lineage: Eukaryota; Metazoa; Arthropoda; Insecta; Diptera; Culicidae. Gene Ontology annotation, cellular component: ribonuclease MRP complex; nucleolar ribonuclease P complex; nucleus. Gene Ontology annotation, biological process: tRNA 5'-leader removal.
UGACGAAUAUAUAAACCCUGGCAUAAACCCGAAAGAAAACCGAAGUUUGACAGUUUCACAGCUGAUUUCGGACGUAGUCUUGGAGUGGAAAUAUUUUGAUUAUUAACGUAAAUGGGAUACGUCCACGGUUAGGAGUAAUUUUUGCUUUCACGUGUAGAAUGUCCGAAGGAAACCUCGUGCCCAAGCAGGAGCAUGUCGCUGUAAAAUUAGAAUCCAAGAUCGGUGAACAUAACAGCAGUGGCAGGAGACAAAACAAAAACAAAACUAGUUCCGCUGCGAAUCAAACCCAGCAAGCGUCUGAGAAGAAACCAGCACAAUCCGGAGGACGAAAGUUUAGCGACCGGCACGUACUGAAGAAGCGCGUUCUUCCCAAGUACUACACCAGAGAGAACGAUAUUUACGUGACGUACAAAUCGGAUUUUACGUUUCAAUAUAAAAGGUGUCUGGAUAUUCUGAACUCAUCAAUCGGAGAAGCGUUUCUGCACUGUACCGGACGGGCCAUCAACCAAGGAAUUAAUCUUGCGCUGAAGAUCAAGGCAGAGUAUCCGGAAGCUUUCGAGUUUGAGGUCAAUACAUCCACUAUCUCUGUAACGGACGAUCUCCAUCCUCUGAAGGACGACGAUGAUUUUAUGGAGCAACGUCGUAUGAACUCGUGCCUCCAUAUCCGCCUGUUCCGUACGAUUAAGCUCAAACCAACCAACGCAGUUGCGUAAAAGCGAACCGCCACAGGCAAUAACCUGAUAAUUUUCUUUUUUCAACAAUAUA